AUGAUACGCCGCUCUCGUGCGCAAACAAAAUGGUCGAGAAGGAAACGAAUGACGUUGAUUGGGCUGUUGUCGUGGAUGAUUUUGCUGUUGUUUGGCGAGUACAACAUUAUCCACCCACCUGCGCCGUGGCCUCAAAAUGCGCUGCAGAGUGGCAGUUCCACCUCCGAGCCUUUAGCGUCUCCGCAUUCUUUGCCACCAUCUUCAAUUCCACGAAAGCAUGAUGUAAACAAGGCGAGGGCAUCUCCCCUUCUUUUUACUCCACCCGAGUUUGAAGAAGCCUUGCAGACGUACGAGAAUAAUUUGGGUAUUGUGGAGGGGCUGAUGGGGAAUUUGGAUCAGCCAACAACCGACUUCACGGAUAUUAUCGAGUCGACAGGCCCUGGGGUGCCGUUGCCGUACGAUUCCGGUCGUGUCGCGAACGCAAAAGAGUGGGAGGCGUGUGACCAACGGAACGCGGAGUUUACACCUGAACGCGAUGUGUUGUGUCAGUCGUAUCUUGCUGAGCUCAAUAACAUGCGUUAUAUCAAAGCCAUGUCAUCGCGUCUUCUUUAUGGACGGACCAUCAAGUUUCGCGUGCGGUAUGCACACAGCGAGAUUGAGGCCAUUGUAAAGGUAUCGCAGCGGAAAUUUUACUUUGAGGCGACGAGUGAAUAUUUAGCCUUUUCCAUCGACCGCGCCCUUAACUUAUCGCGGGUGCCCACUUCUGCCUUUGUGCCACUGCCGCUAAAUUACAUGAAGGUUGCCACCGCAUACUCUCCUUUCUUUUCACAGUGGAUUAAUCGGUUUAUUUUUACGUAUAAUUAUACGACACGCAACUUUUUUCCGUGCGGUUUUUCUGGAGUGUCACCCGACAAUGAAAUUCUUUGUGCUUACGUGACAAUUCAGCUUUGGAUGCAUGAUGUGCAUUCGGCCCUUUCAUCGUUUUUGUCACUACCGUAUGAAUAUGAUAGUGCGUUUGCAGCGAAAUAUUAUAAGAUUGGCGAUAAACUUUGGCCGCCAAAGAGUUCGCGCCUUCGCGCCAUUGGCGAUCUUUUGGAUCGCUUUAUUUUUGACUUUUUGAUUGGAAACACGGAUCGUGGCAUGAAUGACCACAAUAACUUUGUUUACGGUGGUUGCAGCUUCAAGACGACAUGCCAACGGCCUCCCAAGGCAAAACGUAUAUCGGGUCUAGCAAAGUAUGCCUUUCUCGAUCACGGCAGCAGUUUUUACUCGCACCGGGAGCCGAAGGGUAACGCCUUCUUUGGCGAAGAGCAUCUUAUUCCCAUUUGCCGCUUUCGUCGCUCCACCUAUGAGUCUUUGCGCGUCUACAGAAAACGCAAUUCGUCAGGCCCGCAUCACCCGCUUACGACGCAAAUUCGCCAAAGUCUUUCGCCUUACAUAUUCCGUGUGACGUCAAUUUCCGUUUUUGAGAAAGUACAGGGGCGCUUGGAGAAAAUAUUGCGGAUCGUGGAACGCUGCUUAGAGCAAUACUCACCUUCUGAGGUAUUUAGUCUUCCCGAAUACUGGGAGUUGCGCAUCCCUGAAGAGGAGGAGGAUGAGGAUGAGCGGGAAAUGUCGGAUUCGGUUAAUUUGGAGUAA
Messenger RNA from Trypanosoma cruzi, 1578 nucleotides. RefSeq lists its product as uncharacterized. Lineage: Eukaryota; Euglenozoa; Kinetoplastea; Trypanosomatida; Trypanosomatidae. The record is from RefSeq and is a predicted model, not a curated record. Bases 1 to 1578 code for a protein of 525 amino acids. The transcript has a single exon.